Molecule: messenger RNA, 1255 nt
Organism: Coccinella septempunctata (seven-spotted ladybird)
Lineage: Eukaryota; Metazoa; Arthropoda; Insecta; Coleoptera; Coccinellidae
Gene: RagA-B
Product: ras-related GTP-binding protein A
Exons: 5
Coding region: 124-1035 (303 amino acids)
Biological process (GO): cellular response to amino acid stimulus; regulation of autophagy; positive regulation of TOR signaling
Cellular component (GO): Gtr1-Gtr2 GTPase complex; nucleus; lysosome
Molecular function (GO): GTP binding; GTPase activity
Source: RefSeq, a predicted model, not a curated record
GAUAUCCUUUGUUGGAGAGAUUUAUUUAAACUAGGAUUUAUUAAAGCUAGGAAACAAUAUCUCAUAUUGAAUAAAUUUUUAAGUAUAUACGAUUUUAAAGUAGUAACUAACACUACCAGCAACAUGAAGAAAAAGGUUUUGCUUAUGGGAAAAAGUGGAUCUGGAAAGACCAGCAUGAGGUCAAUAAUUUUCGCCAAUUAUAUUGCUAGAGAUACAAGACGUUUGGGAGCUACAAUUGACGUCGAGCAUUCUCAUGUUCGAUUUCUUGGAAAUCUCGUACUGAAUUUGUGGGAUUGUGGUGGUCAAGAAGCUUUUAUGGAAAACUAUUUUGCUUCACAAAGGGAUAAUAUAUUUCGCAAUGUAGAAGUUCUCAUAUAUGUAUUUGAUGUGGAAAGUAGAGAACUCCAAAAAGACAUUCACUAUUACCAAUCGUGUUUAGAAGCCAUUCUUCAGAAUUCACCUGAAGCUAAAUUAUUCUGCUUGAUUCAUAAAAUGGAUCUUGUCACAGAGGACCAAAGAGACAUUAUUUUUAAAGAAAGGGAAACGGAUUUGAAAGAAUUAUCUAGACCUUUGCAAUGUACUUGUUUUAGAACCUCAAUCUGGGAUGAAACCCUAUAUAGAGCUUGGUCUAGUAUAGUGUACAUGCUGAUACCAAAUGUUAAAGAACUAGAAAGUAGCCUAAAACAAUUUGCUAGUAUUGUAGAUGCUGAUGAAGUUUUGUUAUUUGAAAGAGCUACAUUUCUGGUCAUUUCUCAUUAUCAAAGAAAAGCCCACAGGGAUAUUCAUAGAUUUGAGAAAGUUUCAAAUAUUAUAAAACAGUUCAAACUGUCUUGUUCAAAACUUGCUGCCCAAUUUCAGAGCAUGGAAGUUAGAAACUCUGCAUUCGCAGCCUAUAUAGAUAUGUUUACUAGCAACACCUAUGUCAUGGUGUGUAUGUCUGAUCCUCAAAUUCCUUCUGAAGUUACUUUGAUCAAUAUCCGAAAUGCAAGGAAACACUUUGAGAAGUUGGAGAAAGUUUCAGGAUCUGUUUUUUAAAAUGGCUUCCCUCGCCUCUAGUUCCCCUUUUCUUGUGAUGAGUAUGGAGAUUCAAAGUGAAGUUGAAUUACUAUUUCCGAUUUACUGAAAUUAUAUGCAGUUUUCCAGAUAUUGAUUUUGGAAUUUGAAAAAAGCUGUUAAAUUUAUUGAAUGUAAAUUUGUAAAAUAUAUUUUUGAAGUAAUGAAAGAAUUUUUAGUAAAGUAUAUUUUUAUGAUGUUC